ACUUUACUACUUUACUUCUUUACGUGAUAGAUAAGCACCUACUUGAUCAGCCCAAAACUAGUAGUAAAUGUAUCACCCAACUCGCACAGUCAAGACAUGGGCUGUCGGAAUAUCAGUUAUCUUUGUGUGCAGUUUAGUUAGUCUAAUGUAUGUCUCGCAACAAUCAUCGAUUGACAUCAUCACCGAACAAUAUAUCCCUCAGCGCGACUCAGACGAAAAGUACAUUUCGUUUCUGCCACACUCUGGCCUCCACAACCAGCUUUCGUCGCUGACCAAUGCACUCGUCCUGGCUAGUCUGAUCAACCGUACGCUCAUUGUACCCGAGCUCAAUCUCGGCAGUGGAACCUACUGGCGAUACACACCAGUGCUUGCCGAUCGCCUGGAAAUAUGCUUACCCCGCCUGCUCGAACACGCCCCCGAAUCAGUCGAGUGCUGGGAUUACAAAAAGUACGUUCCGGUCGCAGUAGAGAGCAUUGUCGACCUUUCGGAAAUCCAUGCCCUUGGCAUAAAGACCUACCAACGCGAGUCGCUCCAGCGUGACUAUUUCCAGACUUACUGGUCUGUCCCAAACGAUGAGCGAAACAGGUCUCUGGCAAUCGAGUAUACCGACAGGGUCCGGUAUUCCUACCAGUUUCAUGACACCCUCGGCCUGGGUAAAAGAGCCGAUAUGCCAGGUGCAUAUGACAGUUAUAUUAAUAUCCCAGAUCUUAUCCUCCGCCAAGAAAAGUUCCUUGUCUUUAACUCAAUGUUUGGUGCCAACCGAUUGCUGCUAACCAAAAAAAAGAACAUCGCCUUACGACGACUGGUCAGAAACAAACUCGUCUUCUCCCACCCCGACAUCCUAAAGUACUCCAAAACCCUAGUAGACCGGCUCGGUGGUCCAGGCAAUUUCGCAAGCGCCCAUGUUCGGCAAGGCGAUGGUGCCUUCAAGGCAUCAGUCCAGGACACUAUGCAGGAAGUCAGGAUUGCCUUGGAAGGAACCAAUAGAAGCAAAAAUAAGAACGGAGGGUCUGUAAAUGCAACCCAAGCCAGUGAGGAUCAAAAACUCAUUCAACGGCUCUCAAAGAUUCCCAAAAAGGGACUCGCUCUACUUGACGAAUGCAAAAGGAUCCAAGAGACAGAUAACAAAACCAACAACCUUCACCCUCGCCUGCGUCUGAUUUACAUGGCCACAGAUGCCAAGAAGCCGCGUGAACGGUUUGACGAGCUUUACAACGAGUUUGUGUGCAUGUUCUGUCUCAGCGAUUUCCCUGACAUUAUUUCGAGCGUGUUGUUGAAUUCAACAGUCGACACAAUGGGGGCCGGGGUGUACGAAAACCAGGGCAAACUUCUGCUGCCUCCAGUCGAUGCUUCUGUAGCUUCCUUUGGCUCAAUUUUCUUUGGUACACACGGCAGCACGUUCUCAAGUUAUAUAAGAAACCAGAAUCGACUGUUCCACAAGCUCAAAAAGUCUGGAUGAUCCCUUUCUUUUACCUCUUUACACGUGCUGGCUUGUUCUUCUCUUUCUUUAUAUUCCAUCUUCAAAAUAAGUACAAGAGACAAGCAGCAAGUGGGCAAGUGGAAAAAUACAGGUCCAAUUAUUGUCAUUUUCUUUUUAUAUAUUUUAUAUUUUCUAUAUUCCAUUACAUUUUUCAUUCCGUUCAAUUUGAUCGAUCGACGCUUCAAAUUUAUAUUCUUACUUGUUAUUUUGUCUUUUUGUCCCUUUUUUUUUUGCUUUUAUUUUCUUCCUUUACAUAUAUAAAUUCUAGAUUAUAUAUAUAUAUAUAUUCUAUCUUUAUUUUACUCUUCAUUUUACAUCAUCUAAAUCCCAGUUAUACAUAUUUUCACUAUCUUUCUUUUUAAUAUAUAUAUACUGAUUGUUCAUUUUUUAUAAUAGCCAAAAACAAAUCAACCAACCCCUCUCC
Molecule: messenger RNA, 1904 nt
Organism: Phycomyces blakesleeanus NRRL 1555(-)
Lineage: Eukaryota; Fungi; Mucoromycota; Mucoromycetes; Mucorales; Phycomycetaceae
Exons: 1
Coding region: 68-1459 (463 amino acids)
Source: RefSeq, a predicted model, not a curated record